AUGAGUGAAGAAAACCUUUUUGAAGUGUCUGGUAGUGAAAUGACAGACUAUUCUCAGAAACACGCCAAGCUGGCGCCGCAUUUUCUAGGGUACCGUAAUGUAAAUUCUACCGAGGAUUCACCUUUAAAGAAUUUUGUCAAAUCCCAUGGUGGUCAUACUAUCAUAUCGAAAGUGCUGAUUGCCAAUAACGGUAUAGCCGCAGUCAAAGAGAUUCGUUCCGUAAGGAAAUGGGCCUAUGAGACUUUUGGCAAUGAAAGAGCUGUUCAAUUCGUUGCAAUGGCUACACCAGAAGAUUUGGAAGCUAACGCUGAAUAUAUAAGGAUGGCCGAUCAGUACGUCGAAGUACCAGGUGGUACAAACAACAACAACUACGCAAACGUCGAUCUGAUCGUCGAUAUCGCUGAGAGAGCUGAUGUCGAUGCCGUCUGGGCAGGUUGGGGUCACGCAUCGGAAAAUCCUCUACUACCGGAAAGUUUGGCUAGAUCCAAGAGGAAAGUUAUCUUUAUCGGUCCACCAGGUUCUGCCAUGAGAUCUUUGGGUGACAAGAUUUCAUCCACUAUCGUCGCCCAACACGCUAAAGUACCAUGUAUCCCAUGGUCAGGUACUGGUGUCGAUCAAGUUUUUGUCGAUGAAGAAACCAAUUUAGUCUCUGUGCAAGAUGAUGUUUAUCAAAAGGGUUGUUGCUCCUCUCCAGAAGAUGGUUUAGCAAAAGCCAAGGAAAUUGGUUUCCCAAUUAUGAUCAAAGCCUCUGAAGGUGGUGGUGGUAAAGGUAUCAGAAAAGUUGAACGUGAAGAGGACUUUAUCUCCUUGUACCACCAAGCAGCAAACGAAAUUCCAGGUUCUCCAAUCUUUAUUAUGAAGUUGGCCGGUAAGGCACGUCAUUUGGAAGUUCAAUUAUUGGCUGAUCAAUAUGGUACCAACAUUUCUUUGUUUGGUCGUGAUUGUUCCGUGCAAAGACGUCACCAAAAAAUCAUUGAAGAAGCUCCUGUUACCAUCGCUAAACCGGACACUUUCUCGGAGAUGGAAAGAGCCGCUGUCAGAUUGGGUAAAUUGGUCGGCUACGUCUCUGCUGGUACUGUCGAGUACCUGUAUUCUCAUGAUGAUGAUAAAUUUUAUUUCUUGGAGUUGAACCCAAGAUUGCAAGUCGAGCAUCCAACCACUGAAAUGGUUUCUGGUGUUAACUUGCCUGCAGCUCAAUUACAAAUUGCUAUGGGUAUCCCAAUGCAUAGAAUUAAAGAUAUUAGACUGCUAUACGGUUUGAACCCACAUACCGCUACUCCAAUCGAUUUUGAGUUCAAAUCAGAAGAAUCUUUGAAGGUUCAAAGAAAGCCAAUUCCAAAGGGUCACUGUACGGCUUGUCGUAUCACUUCUGAAGAUCCAAACGAAGGUUUCAAGCCAUCUGGUGGUUCCUUGCACGAUUUGAACUUCCGUUCAUCUUCAAAUGUUUGGGGUUAUUUCUCGGUUGGUAAUAAUGGUGGAAUCCACUCUUUCUCAGACUCCCAAUUCGGUCAUAUCUUCGCUUUUGGUGAAAAUAGGCAAGCGUCUAGAAAGCACAUGGUUGUUGCUCUGAAAGAAUUAUCCAUUAGAGGUGAUUUCAGGACUACUGUCGAAUAUUUAAUUAAGCUUCUAGAGACCGAAGAUUUUGAAGAGAAUACCAUCACCACCGGUUGGUUAGAUGAUUUGAUCUCUCAAAAGAUGACCGCUGAGAAGCCAGAUCCAACUUUGGCUGUUAUUUGUGGUGCCGCUACUAAGGCCUUUAUCGCUUCUGAAGCUGCUCGUCAAGAGUACAUUAACUCUCUGAAGAGAGGUCAAGUUCCAGCAAAGACCUUACUACAAACCAUGUUCCCAGUUGAAUUUAUCCACGAUAGCAAGAGAUACAAGUUUACUGUGGCCAAGUCUGCUGAUGAUCGUUACACUCUGUUCAUCAAUGGUUCGAAAUGUGAAGUACGUGCUCGUAAACUUUCUGAUGGUGGUCUUUUGAUCGCUGUUGGUGGUAACUCUCACACUAUCUACUGGAAGGAGGAAGUUGCUGCCACUAGGCUGUCUGUCGACUCCAUGACUACUUUGUUGGAAGUCGAGAACGAUCCAACCCAGCUACGUACUCCAUCCCCAGGUAAACUGGUCAAGUUCAUCGUCGAGAAUGGUGAUCAUGUCGUCGCUGGUCAACCUUACGCUGAAGUUGAAGUCAUGAAGAUGCAAAUGCCUUUGAUUGCACAGGAAAGUGGUGUUGUUCAACUCCUAAAGCAACCUGGUUCUACUAUUGCCGCUGGUGAUAUAAUCGCCAUCUUGAGUUUGGACGAUCCAUCCAAGGUGAAGCACGCUCUACCUUUCGAAGGAAUGCUUCCAGACUUAGGUGCUCCAAGCAUUGAAGGUACUAAGCCAGCUUACAAGUUCAAGUCAUUGGUCACUACUUUGGAAAACAUCUUGAAUGGUUACGAUAACCAAGUUAUCAUGAAUGCAUCUCUACAACAAUUGAUUGAAGUUUUGAGAGAUCCAAAACUACCAUACUCUGAAUGGAAAAUGCAAAUUUCUGCUCUACAUUCUAGAUUGCCAGCCCAACUUGAUGAGCAACUAGAGCAAUUGGUCGACAGAUCGGCCAAACGUUCGGCUAUUUUCCCAGCAAGACAGUUAUCUAAACUUAUGGAAGGUGCUUUGAAGCAAAAAGAUGCUGGUUUGCUGAGUACUGUUAUGGAACCACUUUUGGACAUUACCAGCCGUUACGCUAACGGUCUGGCUGCUCAUGAGCACUCUGUCUUUGUCAAAUUCCUAGAAGAGUACUACAAUGUUGAGAAAUUGUUCAACGGUCCAAAUGUUCGUGAAGAGAAUGUGAUCUUAAAGCUUCGUGAUGAAAACAUAGACAACUUAGAAAAGGUGGUCCUGAUUGUUCUUUCUCACUCUAAAGUCUCUGCAAAGAACAAUUUGAUUUUGGCAAUUCUAAAGCACUACCAACCUUUGUGUAAAAUCUCUUCUGAUGUUGCUGCUACUAUCUCUGUUCCAUUGCAACACAUUGUCGAAUUGCAAUCCAAGGCUACCGCCAAGGUUGCUUUGCAAGCAAGAGAGAUCUUGAUUCAAGGUGCUUUGCCAUCCGUCAAGGAAAGAACCGAGCAGAUCGAACACAUUCUGAAAUCUUCAGUGGUUCAAGCUUCUUACGGUGCCACAAAGCCAAAGCGUACUGAGCCAAACAUGGAAGUUCUAAAGGAUUUGAUCGAUUCUAACUACGUUGUGUUCGAUGUCUUGACCCAAUUCUUGAGCUAUUCUGAUCCUGCUGUCGCUGCCGCUGCCGCUGAAGUCUAUGUCCGUAGAGCUUACAGAGCGUACACCAUCGGUGACGUUCAAGUUCAUACCAACACUAGUAACCCCAUCUGUGAGUGGAAAUUCCAAUUACCAUCAGCUGCUUUCACCGCAAUCCCUCAAAUGAAAUCUAAGCUUGGUAUGAACAGAGCUAUGUCCGUAUCUGAUUUGACUUACACAGCUGAUAGCCAAAGCUCUCCUUCAAGAACUGGUAUCUUGGUUUCCGCUGAGCAUCUGGAUGAUGUUGACGAUGUCUUGUCUCAAAGUCUAGAAAUCAUCCCAAGAGCUUCUUCUUCUGCCAGUGGUCCAGCUCCAGACAGAUCUGGUAGUACCCAAUCUUUGAGUAACGUUGCCAACAUCUACGUCAACUCUACCGACGGUUUCGAAUCGGAAGAAAGUGUGUUGAAGAGAUUGACUGAAAUCUUAGAAACUAGCAAACAGGAGUUGAUCUCUUCUGCUAUCCGUCGUAUCACCUUUAUGUUCGGUUACAGUGAUGGUUCUUAUCCAAAGUACUACACUUUCAAGGGCCCAGCUUACGACGAAGAUCAAACUAUUCGUCACAUCGAACCCGCGCUGGCUUUCCAACUAGAAUUAGGAAGAAUGUCAAACUUCAACAUUAAGUCGAUCUUCACUGAAAACAGAAACAUCCAUGUCUACGAGGCUGUUGGUAAGACUUCUCCACUUGAUAAGAGAUUUUUCACCAGAGGUAUCAUCAGAACUGGCCGUAUCCGCGAUGAUAUUUCCAUUCAAGAAUACUUGACUUCGGAAGCCAACAGAUUGAUGAGUGACAUUUUGGACAACUUGGAAAUCAUCGAUACUUCUAACUCUGACUUGAAUCAUAUCUUCAUCAACUUCUCUGCAGUCUUUGAUGUCUCUCCAGAAGAUGUUGAGGCUGCCUUCGGUGGUUUCUUACAGAGAUUCGGUAAGAGAUUACUAAGACUGAGAAUUGCUUCUGCUGAAAUCCGUAUCAUAAUCAAGGACCCAAAAACUGAAACUCCUGUUCCUUUGCGUGCCUUGAUUAAUAACGUCUCUGGUUACGUUGUCAAGACUGAGCUAUACACUGAAGUCAAGAACGCUAAGGGUGACUGGGUAUUCAAGUCCCUCGGUAAGCCAGGUUCCAUGCAUCUAAGACCAAUUGCAACUCCAUACCCAGUCAAAGAAUGGUUGCAACCAAAGCGUUACAAGGCCCACUUGAUGGGAACUACUUACGUUUACGAUUUCCCAGAACUAUUCCACCAGGCGGCUAUUUCUCAAUGGGAGAAAUACUCUUCUGAGGCCAAAAUUUCCGAUGACUUCUUCAUUGCAAACGAACUGAUCGAAGAUGAAAAUGGUGAAUUGACCGAAGUUGACCGUGAACCUGGUGCCAAUGCCAUCGGUAUGGUUGCCUUCAAGAUCACUGUGAAGACUCCAGAAUAUCCUCGUGGCCGUCAAUUUGUUGUUGUCGCAAACGAUAUCACUUUCAAGAUUGGUUCUUUCGGUCCUCAAGAAGAUGAGUUCUUCAACAAGGUUACCGAGUACGCAAGAAAGCGCGGUAUCCCAAGAAUCUACCUAUCAGCCAACUCUGGUGCUAGAAUCGGUAUCGCUGAAGAAUUGGUCCCAUUAUUCCAAGUUGCUUGGAAAGAUCCAUCUGACUCAACGAAGGGUUUUGACUACUUGUAUUUGAACUCCGAGAAUUUGGAAGAGUUGAAGAAAUACGGUAAGGAACAAUCUGUUGUUACUGAACGUAUUGUUGAAGGCGGUGAAGAGAGACACGUCAUCAAAGCAGUCAUCGGUGCUGAUGAUGGUUUAGGUGUUGAGUGUUUGAAGGGUUCUGGUUUGAUUGCUGGUGCCACUUCCAAAGCUUACCACGACAUUUUCACUGUGACUUUGGUCACCUGUAGAUCUGUCGGUAUUGGUGCCUACUUGGUUAGGUUGGGUCAAAGAGCCAUCCAAAUUGAAGGUCAACCAAUCAUCUUGACCGGUGCUCCCGCUAUCAACAAGGUUUUGGGUAGAGAGGUUUACUCCUCCAACUUGCAACUUGGUGGUACUCAGAUCAUGUACAACAAUGGUGUCUCUCAUUUGACCGCAGCAGAUGAUUUGGCAGCCGUUGAGAGAAUUAUGGAAUGGUUAUCUUAUGUUCCAGCUAAACGUAACAUGCCAGUGCCAAUCUUGGAGACCGAAGACAAAUGGGACAGAGAAAUCGAUUUUGUUCCACAUAAGGAUGAACCUUAUGAUGUCAGAUGGAUGAUCGCUGGUCGCGAUUCUGAAGAAGGCUUCGAGUCUGGUUUGUUCGAUAAGGGUUCUUUCUUCGAAACUUUGUCUGGAUGGGCAAAGGGUGUUGUCGUCGGUAGAGCUCGUUUGGGUGGUAUUCCAUUAGGUAUUAUCGCUGUUGAAACCAAGAUGGUUGAGAACUUGAUUCCUGCUGAUCCAGCCAACCCAGAUUCUACUGAAUCAUUGGUCCAAGAAGCUGGUCAAGUUUGGUAUCCAAACUCUGCUUUCAAGACCGCUCAAGCUAUCAAUGACUUCAACUAUGGUGAGCAAUUACCAUUGAUGAUACUUGCCAACUGGAGAGGUUUCUCUGGUGGUCAACGUGAUAUGUACAAUGAAGUUUUGAAGUACGGUUCCUUCAUUGUUGACGCCUUGGUUGACUAUAAGCAACCUAUCAUGAUUUACAUUCCGCCAACUGGUGAAUUGAGAGGUGGUUCCUGGGUCGUUGUUGAUCCAGCCAUCAACCCUGAACAGAUGGAAAUGUACGCUGACGUUGAAUCUAGAGCUGGUGUCUUGGAACCUGCCGGUAUGGUUGGUGUCAAGUACCGUAGAGAGAAACUACUAGGCACUAUGGCCAGAUUGGAUCCAACUUACAAGCAAUUGAAGCAAAAACUUGCUGAUUCUUCCUUAUCCAGCGAAGAACAUCAAGAAAUUUCCAAGAAAUUGGCUGCUCGUGAGCAAUUGCUAUCUCCAAUCUAUAGUCAAAUCAGUGUCCAAUUUGCCGACUUGCAUGACAGAUCCACUCGUAUGUUGGCCAAGGGUGUAAUCAGAAGAGAAUUGCACUGGAGAGAAGCUCGUCGCUUCUUCUUCUGGAGAUUGAGACGUAGAUUGAACGAAGAGUACUUGAUCAAGAGACUUGACGCAGAACUGCCAUUAGCAUCCAGACUAGAGAAGAUUGCUAGACUACGGUCAUGGUACCCAGCAUCUGUUGAUCACGAAAAUGACCGACAAGUUGCCACCUGGAUUGAGGAAAACUACCAGUUACUAGAUGAACACUUGAAAUCUUUGAAAUUGGAAUCAUUCGCUCAAGGGUUGGCUAAGUCACUAAGAAGUGACCACGACAACGUUAUCAAUGGCCUAUCUGAGGUCUUGAAGAUGUUGUCCACUGAGGACAAGGAGAAGAUCUCCAAGAGUCUGAAAUAA
This is a messenger RNA of Torulaspora delbrueckii, 6681 nucleotides long. RefSeq names its product acetyl-CoA carboxylase ACC1 (gene ACC1). Bases 1 to 6681 code for a protein of 2226 amino acids. The transcript has a single exon. The record is from RefSeq and is a predicted model, not a curated record. Gene Ontology annotation, biological process: fatty acid biosynthetic process. Gene Ontology annotation, molecular function: ATP binding; acetyl-CoA carboxylase activity; metal ion binding. Lineage: Eukaryota; Fungi; Ascomycota; Saccharomycetes; Saccharomycetales; Saccharomycetaceae.